ACCCCAGAAAAUUGGCACAAAAAAAAAAUGGGGAGACUUACACUUAUAGCAGGAUUGGGCUUGGUGCUCUGCCAUGUUGCCUUCUCUAUGGAAAUGGGCUGCUACUUCACCAACUGGUCUCAGUACAGACCUGGAAUUGGAAAGUAUACUCCUGCAAAUGUUGACCCUUUCCUUUGUACACACCUAAUCUAUGCUUUUUCAAUCAUCAACCAAAACAACGAGCUUGUCACCUAUGAGUGGAACGACGAUGUUCUCUACAAGGCAUUCAAUGACCUCAAGAACACAAAUCCCACUCUUAAGACUCUUCUGGCUGUUGGUGGAUGGAACUUUGGUUCAAAACAGUUCUCCAUCAUGGUGUCCACUGCUGCAAACCGUCAAACAUUCAUCAAGUCCACCAUCAAGUUCCUGAGAACUCAUGGAUUUGAUGGUCUGGACCUGGACUGGGAAUACCCUGGAGCAAGAGGAAGUCCACCUGAAGACAAACAAAGAUUCACACUCCUCUGCAAGGAACUUGUUGCAGCCUAUGCAGCUGAGGCCAAGGCUACUGGUAGACCUCAGAGUUGGGUCCGUUAUCUGAAAGACAAGAACUUUGGUGGAGCCUUCGUCUGGGCGCUUGAUCUGGAUGACUUUGCUGGACAGUUCUGUAAUCAGGGGAACCAUCCUCUCAUGGGCCAUCUGCACAAUCUUCUGGAUAUCGAAGUACCUCCGAGGCCUUCAACCACCACCCCCAAACCUGGCCAAACCACAACGCCCACCACAACCACCACCACCACUCAUGCUCCAGGACCAGGAUUCUGUAAUGGAAAGCCAGAUGGACUCUAUCCUCAUCCUGAAGACCCCAACAAAUAUUAUAACUGUGCAGGAGGCAAUACUUUCUUGGAGCAUUGUGCCACAGGCACCGUGUUUGAUGACACAUGUAAGUGCUGUGUUUGGCCCUAAGGGAUCACCUUCUAAAAACAUCUGCAAAUAGAAAGCGCUCAAAUGACACCGAACAUCAAUUGUUUCAUGUUCAUAAACUGAAAAUAUGAUGUCUAAAUGUAACACAAUUAUGUCUUCAUUCCAUCUGCAUGCAGUUUGUUAGUUUAAGUACCUCUUUUUA
This is a messenger RNA of Sinocyclocheilus rhinocerous, 1099 nucleotides long. Its product is annotated as acidic mammalian chitinase-like. The transcript is spliced from 9 exons. Gene Ontology annotation, molecular function: chitin binding; hydrolase activity, hydrolyzing O-glycosyl compounds. Gene Ontology annotation, cellular component: extracellular region. Gene Ontology annotation, biological process: carbohydrate metabolic process. Bases 28 to 939 code for a protein of 303 amino acids. NCBI's taxonomy places the organism in Eukaryota, Metazoa, Chordata, Actinopteri, Cypriniformes, Cyprinidae. The record is from RefSeq and is a predicted model, not a curated record.